CUCGACACUCUGACGGGGAACCGAGUCCACCACGCUCCUCUCACCGACGAGUCCGCGCAUCCGUUUUCCUCCUGCACGAUGGGAACCGAAAUGAGACCUCUGUGACGCGUCCUGAAUCAGCCGAGCGCGCGGGGAUUGCACCGAGGCAGCAGGUGUCCGGGCGGAACUUUGGAUGGAGCCUCUUUGGACGCACUGCUAGAUGCUGUAUCUGCUGAAGUCAAACUGGUUGUGAAGGUGCAGGACUUCUUCGCCCCUACGCUCCAGGUCGGACACAACAUGGCGGCGGGAGUCGCAGCAUGGCUUCCUUUUGCUCGGGCAGCAGCAAUUGGCUGGAUGCCUGUUGCGAAUUUGCCCAUGCCAGUUGCACCAACGGAGAAGAACAAGCGGCAAGAUGAGCUGAUCAUCCUGAACGUCAGCGGGCGGCGCUUCCAGACCUGGAGGAACACCCUGGACCGCUAUCCUGACACUCUGUUGGGCAGCUCAGAGAAGGAGUUCUUCUACAACGAAGAAACCAAAGAGUACUUCUUCGACCGGGACCCAGAUGUUUUCCGCAGCGUUCUCAACUUCUAUCGCACGGGAAAGUUGCACUAUCCUCGCUACGAAUGCAUUUCCUCGUACGACGAGGAGUUGGCUUUCUUCGGCAUCGUCCCGGAGAUCAUCGGCGACUGCUGCUAUGAAGAGUACAAGGACAGGAAGAGGGAGAACGCCGAACGUCUGAUGGAUGACCAGGAGGACAACAAGGAUGCCAAGCUUCCCAAUAUGACCUUCAGGGAAACCAUGUGGCGGGCGUUUGAGAACCCCCACACGUCCACCAUGGCCCUUGUUUUUUACUACGUCACCGGGUUCUUCAUCGCCGUCUCCGUCAUCACCAACGUGGUGGAGACGGUGCCCUGCGGCUCAGCCCCCAACCAAAAGGAAGUGCCGUGUGGCGAGCGCUACACUGUGGCCUUCUUCUGCAUGGACACCGCUUGUGUUAUGAUCUUCACCGUGGAGUAUCUCAUGCGCUUGUUCGCCGCCCCGAGCCGCUAUCGUUUCAUGCGGUCGGUCAUGAGUAUCAUCGACGUGGUGGCCAUCUUGCCAUACUACAUAGGCCUUGUGAUGACCGACAAUGAGGACGUGAGCGGAGCCUUUGUGACGCUGCGAGUUUUCCGCGUGUUCCGCAUCUUUAAGUUCUCCCGUCACUCGCAGGGCCUCCGCAUCCUCGGCUACACUCUCAAGAGUUGUGCGUCAGAACUGGGCUUCCUGCUUUUCUCCCUCACUAUGGCCAUAAUUAUCUUUGCUACCGUCAUGUUCUACGCAGAGAAGGGUUCAACCUCCAGCAAAUUCACCAGCAUCCCUGCCUCCUUCUGGUACACCAUCGUUACUAUGACAACACUCGGGUAUGGAGACAUGGUUCCCAAAACCAUUGCAGGGAAGAUCUUUGGUUCAAUCUGCUCUUUAAGUGGGGUGCUGGUAAUCGCCCUGCCUGUGCCGGUCAUCGUGUCGAACUUUAGCCGCAUCUAUCACCAGAACCAGAGAGCAGACAAACGGCGGGCGCAGAAGGUACAGAAAGCACGACUGGCCAGGAUACGAAUCACUAAGACGGGAAGCUCCGGUGCCUUCCUCCACAGCAAACGUAACGGCCUUUUCAACGAAGCUCUGGAGCUCACGCAACUUCCAUACAAGAUGAACUUUUCCGAUCAGAGCUCGGCCGACGACGAGCAGCGGUUGAGCAAGUCGGCCUCUCUGUUGGAGAGUCAACACCACCACCUGCUGCACUGUCUGGAGAAGACCACGAACCACGAGUUUGUGGACGAGCAGUAUUACCAGCAGAGCUACCUGGAGGCGGGGCUUCAGAACUAUCCAUCCAGAAGCCCCUCCCUCUCCAGCCAAGAGGGCAUCACCGGCACCUGCUGUACGCGGCGGAGCAAGAAGCGCCACACACCUUUACCCAACGCGAGUGGCCCUGCUCAUCUGCAGCCUUUGACCCACCACCACCACCACCACCAUCAGGGCCUGCAGGAGCUCAGCACCAUCCACAUCCAGCCGCUCAGCACCAGCCGCUCCAGUUUGAACAUGCGCACUGAAGAUCAAUCCUCCCUGAACUGCCAGAGCAGCCAGAUCACCACAGCCAUCAUCAGCAUCCCCACGCCGCCCGUGACGACCCCCGAGGGCGAAGCCCACCUGCCGGCAGCUCCCACCCUCCAGAACGUCGUGAAGGUGUCUGCGCUGUGAGGGUCAGCAGAGAGGCCGUUUUUAAGAGACUCCAAAGGGGCCGGCGAAGACGCCUGCCCUCUGCUGGCCAUGUACUGUACUGACAUGAACAGAGCUGUUUUAGAUACUUCAGUGUGAGAUAGAAACCUGUGUAGGCGGUGGUUUUUCGAGGAUGUAUGGUGAGCGUGUGCCGCCCGGAGUAAGUGUCACUGAGCACAAAGCACCUUUUUAUGAUUUUUGCUUCAAGUCUUUUUAGCAGGAGAUCAAGGGAAUUGUAGGAGAAACCAUGACAUCAACUCCGUUUGUGCCCUGACCCACACGUUCCCGCCGUCAGGUCUUGAUAUUAUCCUUCAGAAUAGCACGGUAGACGUUGGCAGUUUCACAUACGAGUGUGCAGGUGCGGCUUGACAAACGGGCUGGGAGGUACGUGCGUGUGGGGAGUGCAUGUGCGUGCGUGUCAGUGGAUUGAAGACAUGUUUCAAUUCUCCUGGAGGUCCUUCAGUGUACGAUAUAUACAUAAAAAUAUAUAUAGAUAUAUAAAUGACUAGCUGCCACUCUGAUGGGCGACACGUUUCUGUCAGUGCUUCUCAGCCACAAGCCUUUUUACACAAAAUGUGCCUGUUCAGCUCGACUCCCGCCCUCCUCCCUUCCUUGCACACACGCACACCGGCCAUCCUCACCUUCCUUCGGCUUCUUGCAUCUCCUCAGUUAAACACAAAAACCCCCCCACCCAAACCGCCACAAUACAAAGCACAAGGUACCGCUGAGAGCUCCUGACACAAGCGUGUUUCCGGCCCAUUGUGAAUAUUGUGAAUAGAAUAUUUUGUAAUAUUUGAUCAUUGUUUGGCAGAACCAGUGAAGCUGUCCUCUUCUUUGUAUCUCUCUUGUUGUCGUCCUGUUGUCCCCUCCACUCCUCCCACCCACCCCAACUGUGUGAUCCAAAGUAUGCUUUCAGUAGUCUUUAUAGCUGUUUCUCCUCCCCUGAACUCAGUGGGCAUUUUUCAAAAAUUGUUGUGAGUUGAGUAUGUGUACUUCCUGUGGUUUAGGAUUCUCGGUGUUUGUACUUUCGUCCUCCUCGGUGUUUCAGAAAUGCGUUGACUUCACCCGCCAUGUGACUCGAGUAGUAUUUCCCCCCUCCACUCCACACGGCUGAUCAUCUCUGCCCGAUGCUUCUGCGUUCACCGGGCUCACCCGGGUCAAAUGUCGACGAUGAGCACACUUGAAAAAGUGCACCGUCCAGUCAGUCGCCUCCCGAGUCUCUACCUCCACCUGUAGUCUGUCUUUAUUCGCCAUGUCAGGUUGAGCUUUCUGCGCAACAUAUUUCCAGGUCAAAUGCAACACACUGGGAGAAACUGGACAUUUCAUGAGACUUAAUCCAUGGUAUGCUAUACAGUAUCAGGCGGCGUAUUUCACAAGCAAUACUGUUAGGUAGGACAGCUGCCAGUAUGUAGCGGAGUAGGUUCAAAUAUGACAGUUAAAAAUAGUGGAUCCAGUGAGUAGCAAACCUGUGCACUUGUAAGCAUGAUGUACACUAGUCCUCAGUGAGAUCAGGAUGAGCUGACCUGCUCCAAGGUCAUGGAGACACGACUAAUCCGGUUCAGUCUGUGAGACAGGAAACAGCUCUGGAACGAAACACAAUUAUUUCUGACUUCACAACAUUUUGUUUUAACCAGAUAAAUACUGUUGAUCACUCGUGUUCUAGAUGGCGUUGACCGUGUAACUUUCAGCCAAAUAUUAGAAAUGACACAAACCCAGCAGUAUCCAGUGGCAAUGUGACAAAAUGAAAACAAAAAAGUUAGAGUAAUCUAGUCACUUUUUCAGUGUUUAUUGGUUUAAUGUAAUAAAUCUCUCAUUUGAAGUGGCAGCGCUGAUGCGUUCAGGUUCCGUCAUAUAAGUCAUUCAGACGAGGAAAAUGAAAUUGGAAAGUUGAAGCACAAAUAUUGACACCACGUGGUACAUAUGAUGACAGAACUCACGUCGCUCACCCGAUUUGAAGCCCCAAAAAGCAGCUCGCAAGGAUCCAGUCAAUUCAGAGACGAGAUAUUCCUGUCGACACUUGUGUUAGUUAAGUGGCGUUAAUUGUCAUUUGAAGUUUGUAAUGCCCAUCGAACCACAGCAACAGGUCUGUGAUGGUGUUUCUCUCUGUCGUCUUCUCUUCUCUGGACUCUUUGCUUUGCCCUCCACCUGUCGUUGUUGAGACUACUGCUGUGCAUAUCCUGUCAGGUGUUGGAUAUUAUUUAUGACCUUGUCUUGUGUCUUAACUGUGAAACGCCUCAUAAAAGAAAAAAAAAAAAUCUAUAUCUGCCACAAACGUUAACUGUGAGGUCUCGUUUUUAAUGGUCGUCGGCGGGUAAAUUCACAUUCUCAGUUUCAGAGGAGAAGAUCUGGCAGAGUUCUGACAGAAACUGUCAGGUGACGAAAGUGGAGAUGAGAGGGUCGACGGCCGCUUGGACGCAGGUCAGCACCAUGGCCGAAGUGUCCAGCUCCAUCAGCAGCUGCGUUAUUAAACGGUGACCUAACAACCUGAAGGUGCUGCGAGAAUCUGUCAGGAAAAAAAAAAUGCAUCAGCGAAGUUCAUUUCUGGGAUGGUGCUGCCCUCUGCAGUACAAUGUCUAUCAGUGGCGUUUCAAAUGCGCAAAAAGGGUGUUGA
Molecule: messenger RNA, 4843 nt
Organism: Synchiropus splendidus (mandarinfish)
Lineage: Eukaryota; Metazoa; Chordata; Actinopteri; Syngnathiformes; Callionymidae
Product: potassium voltage-gated channel subfamily D member 3-like
Exons: 9
Coding region: 277-2214 (645 amino acids)
Biological process (GO): potassium ion export across plasma membrane; protein homooligomerization
Cellular component (GO): membrane; voltage-gated potassium channel complex; neuronal cell body
Molecular function (GO): A-type (transient outward) potassium channel activity; protein binding
Source: RefSeq, a predicted model, not a curated record